UUUUUUGGGGUAUCAGAUUUGUUAAGAAUCAUCAUCAUCAUCCUUGUCUCCUCUCCUGCCGAUCAAAACGCAUCCAUCACAAAAAGGGGGGUUAUCGAGUGGAGAUGCUAGGAGAAUGUGGCAAGCCAUCCAAGCCAGAGAAACCGGUCGGACCCCUUGCAAUUCGUUCGCGAACCAACUCAAAUCACGCCGCAUCUCCUCUCUCCAACUCUGUAAUCGCAAAGAUUUCGUUUCUCCUCACCGUGGCGCCGUCAACUCCCUUCAGGUUGAUUUGACGGAAGGGAGGUACUUGCUCUCAGGAGCAUCAGAUGGUUCAGCUGCCGUGUUCGAUACUCAGCGCGCGACUGAUUCCGAGGCAAGUGGUCUAAUUGAGAAGCACAAGUGUGUAUUUAGUGUGGACAAGGGGCAUGAACACGGGCAUAGAUUUGCCGUUUCUUCUGCUGUUUGGUAUCCCAUUGACACUGGGCUCUUCGUUACAGGUUCUUUUGAUCAUCUCAUCAAAGUCUGGGAUACCAAUACUGCUCAGGCGGUUGUGGAUUUUAAGAUGCCUGGGAAGGUUUAUAGAACUGCCAUGUCUUCUUUGGCUAUGUCUCACACCCUUAUUGCUGCUGGCACUGAGGAUGUGCAGGUUCGCCUCUGUGAUAUAGCUUCUGGAGCUUUCUCUCACACCCUAUCUGGUCACCGUGAUGGUGUUAUGUCGGUGGAAUGGUCUACUUCCAGCGAGUGGGUUUUGUACACUGGGGGAUGUGAUGGUGCUAUACGCUUCUGGGACAUUAGACGUGCUGGUUGUUUCCGUGUUUUGGAUCAAUCAGUUACACAACUUGGGGUUCGUCCACCGAUUUUAAAGCAUUCAGCGGUUAGCACUAAGGUUUCAGCUGAAAAAUCUUCUUCUGGGGCCAAAAAUAGGUUGAAGACACUGCAUAGUAAACACACGGGGAGCCAGAAUAUGAAGGGAUCAUCUAGCGCUAGACCUUCAGUGGAAAAGGCUAGACAGAAGAGACUUCAUCCUGGAAUGUUGUCUACUCUAGAUCGUGCUACGGCUCAUUAUGGUGUUGUUACUGGAUUAAAGGCAACUAACGAUGGGAUGUACCUUCUUAGUGCUGGGUCGGAUUCAAGAAUAAGGCUGUGGGAUACUCAAUCCGGAUGCAAUACACUUUUGAACUUUGAAACUGGACGCCUUCAGACCAGCAAAGCGAUUCAGAUGGCUACAAGUGAUGAUCCAGCUCUUGUAUUUGUUCCAUGCAUGAAGACUGUGAAGGCUUUUGGCAUGUGGUCGGGUAGAACAACACUGAUGUUUCGUGGACACUACGAAAGCGUGAACACUUGCUGCUUUAAUUCCACUGAUCAGGAACUAUACACAAGUGGUGCAGAUAGACAAAUACUCGUGUGGUCACCAGGUGGAUCCGUCGAAGGAGAAAUGGACCAAGAUGAAGAAGCUGCCGAAGAUAAAGACAAUUGGAGUGACUAAAAAUCAAAGUCCCGAGCAGUCUUCUUUCUUCCAUGUUCGUUGUACCUACCGUGUUUAAACUCUACAAUGCGGUUUUCGAUGGUGUGUUGUGUAAAACGAAAUGUUUGCUAGUUAAAUAGAGUUUGUUCAUACUA
Messenger RNA from Brassica oleracea var. oleracea, 1602 nucleotides. Its product is annotated as DNA excision repair protein ERCC-8. The transcript is spliced from 9 exons. Bases 116 to 1468 code for a protein of 450 amino acids. Lineage: Eukaryota; Viridiplantae; Streptophyta; Magnoliopsida; Brassicales; Brassicaceae. The record is from RefSeq and is a predicted model, not a curated record. Gene Ontology annotation, molecular function: protein binding. Gene Ontology annotation, cellular component: nucleotide-excision repair complex; Cul4A-RING E3 ubiquitin ligase complex. Gene Ontology annotation, biological process: protein polyubiquitination; transcription-coupled nucleotide-excision repair; proteasome-mediated ubiquitin-dependent protein catabolic process.